This is a messenger RNA of Funneliformis geosporum, 552 nucleotides long. The record is from the annotation of a GenBank genome assembly. Lineage: Eukaryota; Fungi; Glomeromycota; Glomeromycetes; Glomerales; Glomeraceae.
AUGAAAGAUGCUUUUCAUGACCCGGAUAAAUAUAUAGUUCAAUGGCUGAACACAGCCCUAACGGAAAGUAAAAUUAGAAAACUUGAUGGAUCAAGAACGAAACAGCCAGAUUUCGUAGUAACGAUUAAAUAUCAAUCUCAGACAACAAAUGUGAUUUAUGUCGGUGAAGUAUCUGGGCCAUCAGAGAAAAACAACGUAUAUAAAAACUGUCUUGAUCUUAUUAGGAUAGGUGUAUUUAUAAAAGACUGCAUUGACUUAGCAAUUUCACGAGGAGCCAAGAUAAAAAUAUUGGGAUUUCAAUGCAUUGCAUACAAAGCGGAUUUCUAUAUUCUUGAUCUAAUAGAAGAAUUACACAUUCUAUUAAAUAUACGAAAUAUUUUCUUGGAGUCAUAUAAUGUCUUUAUUGAUAAACUUGAAAAUCCUGGCUUAACUCUGUUAGAAUUAAAAUCGUCAUUCAAAAAGGAUACGUUGGAUACUCCUGAAUUUAACAGGCUUGUUAGUAAAACUCGUUGUGUUAAAAGGGAAUGUCCAUUUUGGUUUGGAAGAUAUUAA